AUGAACCACUACGGUAUGGAUACGAUUCGCGGUUUCCGGUACAAGCUUAGCUACUGGAUGAGUGCCCGGGAUGUCUAUGAUUCCAUACAAUUAAUGGUGACCAUAGCCUUCGCCUUGGGCAUUACUCCGUUUUUGGUCAGAAAAAAUUCAGAGGGUGUACUUUCCAUGGAGCAGUCGGGCUACGGAUUCGUGAAUGCCAUUUCCCGGUGGCUUCUACUCGCCUACUGUUACACCCACGUUAAUUUUCAUGACGAGAGCCUAAUUGGAUACUUUAUGAUCAACCAUAUUUCCCAAGUCAGCACCAGAGCUCACGAUAUCGGUGGGAUUAUAGCCGCCGUUUUCACCUUUAUAAUGCCACUCCUGCAACGCAAAGAUCUUCGCAAGUCGGUGGAUACUAUGGUGCAAGUGGAUAAGAAACUCGAAAGUCUAAGAUCUCCCGUGAACUUCAACACCGUAAAGGGACAGCUCAUCUUGGUAAUUACAUUGGUAGUUGCAUACGAUUCAAUAAUCAUCACCACUUGGCUCGUUUGCCUCUCGAAAAUGGACGUGAAUGCCUCGUGGCAACUGAACUUUAUCCUUGUCUACGAACUACUAGUCAUUUCGGUGACUAUCUGCAUGUUUUGUCUGAUGACGCGGACUGUACAAAGACGUAUGACCUGUUUGCACAAGGUAGGUGACUAA
This is a messenger RNA of Drosophila bipectinata, 681 nucleotides long. NCBI's taxonomy places the organism in Eukaryota, Metazoa, Arthropoda, Insecta, Diptera, Drosophilidae. The record is from RefSeq and is a predicted model, not a curated record.